Lathyrus oleraceus (garden pea) is the source of this 936-nucleotide messenger RNA. Its product is annotated as AT-hook motif nuclear-localized protein 16. Gene Ontology annotation, molecular function: minor groove of adenine-thymine-rich DNA binding; DNA-binding transcription factor activity. Gene Ontology annotation, cellular component: nucleus. The coding region runs from base 1 to 936 and encodes 311 amino acids. Lineage: Eukaryota; Viridiplantae; Streptophyta; Magnoliopsida; Fabales; Fabaceae. The transcript is spliced from 2 exons. The record is from RefSeq and is a predicted model, not a curated record.
AUGACACAUAAAGAAUUUGCAUCUUCAUCCUUUCCCUCAAAAUCCAUCUCUUCAAAUUCCAACAAUGAUUUUUCAGGAAACAACCCUAGUAUAUUUUCUACGCACUCAAAUAACCUUUUUUCCACCGUGGGAGGCAACAAAAAGCUCAUAGUUUCGCACACCACUACCACCACCAACAAUGACAUAUUGAUGAUGCCAUCAUCAUCAUCUGCACAACCAUCCUUUGAUAGAGAUAUGGAUUUCCCUCAAAAUCCACCUAAGAAUCCUUCCAAAUCCUCCUCCAAAAAACGAAUGGGUAGACCCUUGGGCUCCAAGAACAGACCCAAAACACACAUCAUUAUCGAGGAAAAUAGAGAAACCUUCACAGAAGUGGUUACACUUCAGAUCUCUGCUGGAGAAGAUAUUGUGGAAAAUAUAAUCAAAUAUGCUCAACGACGUCAAACUAACAUAAUAGUGUCGAGGGAUUUCGGUCUUAUCUCUAACAUUACAUUUCUUGAUCCUGUAUCUCGUGUCCCAUUAUUACCCAUCGAAGGACCCGUACAUAUGACAUCUCUAUUUGGAACAUAUAUAAAUCCAAAUUGUGAAUGUCCUCCUAGAAAAUUCAUAAGUCAUCCACCAUGUUCCUCUUUUACCAUAUACUUCUCUAGUCCUAAUGAAUAUGUGUUUGGUGGAAUUGUUGGUGGAAAGGUUACCGCUGCUGGUGUCAUUUUGAUUAAUGCUACUCUUGUUCGGAAAACAACAUUUCAUAGGGAGGUAGCACAUGAAUUUGACAGCAACUACAAUGUUUUUCAUGCACCUAUAAGAUUUAAUGAUAUGGAUGCUAAUUCAACUCUGCAUAAUUAUCAGCUUUCCCCUCAUUAUCUUCCUAUUGAUGGGAAUGUCAUUGAUGAGAACUUAAUGCGGUGGAACCACUCCAAUCACCCUCAUAACUAUUAG